Messenger RNA from Strongylus vulgaris, 612 nucleotides. The record is from the annotation of a GenBank genome assembly. Lineage: Eukaryota; Metazoa; Nematoda; Chromadorea; Rhabditida; Strongylidae.
AUGAUCAUAGAGAGCGAUCUCGAUCUUGUAAACGAGGAAGCUGAUAGGCGGGCUGGCAUUGCACGGCCAUCACGGCAAAGUUCUCUGAGAAAGAGCUACAGCAUUCGCAGUCGACGCGGUCAAAGCACUCAGCGUCCUUUGAGCUGUACACUAUCCAGUUGUGCAGAGAGUCGUCCUAUAGACCUGCAGAAAUGUUUGCAACUAUACGUGGUUGAUGCUGUAAAAUUGCUCGAAUGCUUGAUACAACGUGGUUAUGAUGUUGGGUAUUCUUUCAGAGAAGUGUCAACACUCAUGAUCGAAUUUAUUAACACAGUUAUGAGAACUUUCUUGAAAAACCCAAAGAACAUGUGUGAUUUUAGUCAGGCUUGGCUACAGACUAAAGAGGUGCUACGUAUUAUCUGUGAAACACCGACCAGUGUGGAGGUACUUUGCGCCUUGUUAACAACCAUUCAAGAGUUGAGUUUGCGUUAUCUGAAAACGAGAGCAGAGGAUGCUGUUCAAGAUACCGAGUCUAUUUCUUACGCUAUAAAUCAGAUGUGUGAUCUUUCCAAUCGCAUCAAUCAACGCAUGCAACAAUGUCAACGAAGAAAAGCUUACAGACUACUUUUCUAG